AUUUAAAGUUUUUUAUAGUAUAAAUAUUAUAAAUAUCCGCACAAAUAUCCUUUUCCGUUCUUUAAACCCGUUAGAGAGGUUGACAUAAUAUGCUAAAAACCUAAAAGAAAAAAAAGAAACAUACGGACUUCAGAAACUUUAUGAUUUAGUAUAGAUACAAAAAAAGAAUAAAUAGUUGGGAAUGGACAAUAAUACAUCUAUCGCUAAUUACAACAAUAAGAAACCUAAGAUGCAAAACCAAACAGACUCGCUUUUCUCGCUUUUAAGUGAACCACAAUUAUAUGUUACCGACUUUCACUACAAUAACGAGGAUGAACUAAGAAAUAUUCUUAAAGAAGUUGAUAAUAAUAUAAACGUCGAGUUUCGUCAUAACGCGAAUACUGCUGUUCUUCGUUUUUCCUCUGUCGAAAAUGCUGAAAAGGCAUUCGCUAUCUACAACAACAUCAAAAUGGAAACUAAAUAUUUAAGAUUGCUUAUUAAUGAUCCAAGUAAAACUAUAGGAAAUGAGCCUUCGGCUGCUGCGUACAUUUUACAAGUUAAGUCAUUGCCUCAAAGCACAACCAACAUCGCAUUAUAUCAACACUUUAGGGCAUUUGGUCCUUUAUUUUCGUGCAGAAUUCAGAUUCAACAAGACAACAAGUUUAGAGGAUCUGCAUUAGUUCAAUAUUUCAGACAAGAGGAUGCUGAAAAUGCCAUGAAAAAUAUGCACUGCUUCGUUUUCGAGGGCAAGAAUAUCAAUGUUUCACAAUACCAACCCAAGAAUCCUAAGAUUCGUACAAAUAAUAUUUCUGGAAAUCACAACAGUUUUAAUCUCCCCGCUGCGCAUACAUUUUCACCUCAAGGAAGCAACAACAAUAAUCACAAUAAUAACAAUAACCAAAUUCCAAUGUCCCCCGGUCCCGAAGGCCCAAUCGUAGAUCCAUGCAAUUUAUUUAUUAAAAAUCUUGAUGCCAAUAUUUCUAGUAGCGAUCUUUUCAACCAUUUUAGACGAUAUGGUCGUAUCAUUAGUGCUCGUGUUAUGAGAGAUCAGGAAACUGGAAACUCAAAAGGCUUUGGUUUUGUUAGUUAUACAUCUGCUGAAGAAGCAGAUAAAGCGAAGAACUCUAUGCAUGGAAAAACUCUUGGAACUAAACAAAUUGUUGUUAGACUUCAUGAACCGAAGAAAUUACGUGAAGCUAAAUUGGCCAAUCAUUUCAACGGAAACCCUGCCUCUCCGUCUGAAAGCCGCGCUCCUUCUAGACGUAAUUCUGAUUUUUACAAUAUUAAUACCGUUAAUGAAUUCGGUCAAGAAGAUCUUAGUGGUUUAGCUCCAAAGGCUCGCAAAGAGGUUCUAAUGUCUGAAUUGCAAAAAAGAUUUAAAUAUAUACCUACUAUUCCUCCCGAUGAAGUUAAUCCGAUUAUUGAACAGUUGCUAACUUCAAAAGUUCCAGAAGUUCUUCAAAUGCUUAAAGACGCUUCGUUAUUGCAACAAAAGAUCACUGAAGCCAGAACUAUCAUAAAACGCCGUGGUAAUGAGGAGGCAAAUAUUCCAGCAACUUCAAUUGUUAACAAUAACAGCAAUAAUAACUAUCAGCAAGUUUCACAAAGAGAAAGAUUCCUUAAAGCAAUCAACAAAAUUUGCCCUCGUAAUUCUGCGGAAAUCCUCGAACUUCUCUUGACUUUGAGUCCCAAAGAAAGAUCUGUGUGUCUUUUUAAUGAACAGCACCUUAAUAAAAGAAUUAUGGAAGCCAAUGAAGCGUUAGAAGCUGCUAACAAUGAUGUUGAGACUCCUAGUCUUAAGCCUUUGAUUUCCACUCCAGCUUCUAACCCCCCAUCAAUAGAACCAUUUGUUUCUUCUCAUUCGAAAUCGAGUUAUUCCACAGAUGUUCCUACUGUUGUUAGCAAUGGAAUUCAAACUCCUGAAUAUAAAGAAAUUGAAGAAUUCAUGGAAGCGCUUAAAAAUAAACCAAUUCAUGAACAAAAACAAAAACUUGGUGAUAGAUUAUUUCCCAAAGUCAAGAGCCUUGGUCUUAAGAGUGCUAUUGCCAGUAAGGUCACCAUUAAUCUUUUAGAUACCGAUGAUUUACGCGAAUUGGCUCAUUCAAUGAAUGACACAGAAAAAUUUAGACAAAAAGUCGCGGCCGCUGCUGAGAAAGUAGUUCCCAAGUAAAUUUAAGUUCGAUCUUUUUAUUAUGAGAGGACUUUGGCUUACCUUGAGUUGUACUUUGCGGACUUUUGAAUGAUCCAUGACUCAUUUCUAGACUUUAUGAAUAAUAAUAUGUUCCUUCCCAACUUUUUAAAAUAUGUUUUUGUCUUUAUAAUAUGUAGUUUUAGUGAAUUACGUUUUUAAAUUUUUAUAUUUUGUCGAUUUUUAAAUCGAUCUUUUGUUACAAUUUUUUUUUUAGAUAUUCCACUUUCCACUCUUUCAGAAAUUAUAACAUAACUUAAAUUCUCGUAUCUUAAAACUUUUAAAUUUAUUAUUUUUUUUUUUUUUUUUUUUUUU
Molecule: messenger RNA, 2482 nt
Organism: Rhizophagus irregularis DAOM 181602=DAOM 197198
Lineage: Eukaryota; Fungi; Glomeromycota; Glomeromycetes; Glomerales; Glomeraceae
Source: RefSeq, a predicted model, not a curated record